AUGGCUAGUCAAUCUGACUCAUUGGGGUUAAUAAGGUCAAGCCUAAUGAAAAGAUGGAAUAGACUAGUAGAAUCUUUCAAAUUCGCCCAGUUAAUACUUGAUAGACAAGUUCUACCAGAUAGAAAUUGGGACUUACAUGUAUUUAUUGAUGCUUCUAAAAAUGGAUAUGCAGCUAUAGUGUAUGCAACGUUAAGAGUGGAAAACACUAUAUAUUCUGGUAUUAUAUAUGCAAAGACAGCAGAGGUAGAAGGAAAAAUAAUAAAACGUGUGAAAGAACAAUUAAAGUUAGAAAAAACAAUAUUGACAGCAUGGACUGACUCAAAAUGUGUUCUAUACGUGCCAUCAGAAGAUAAUUCAGUUGAUAUAGGAUCAAAAAGAUGUACUCCAAAUGAAUUAAAAAAUAAUGACUUCUGGUGGUCUAUUAGAUAA
Enterobius vermicularis (human pinworm) is the source of this 429-nucleotide messenger RNA. The record is from the annotation of a GenBank genome assembly. NCBI's taxonomy places the organism in Eukaryota, Metazoa, Nematoda, Chromadorea, Rhabditida, Oxyuridae.